Physeter macrocephalus (sperm whale) is the source of this 3221-nucleotide messenger RNA. RefSeq names its product C1q and TNF related 2 (gene C1QTNF2). The record is from RefSeq and is a predicted model, not a curated record. Bases 2198 to 3055 code for a protein of 285 amino acids. The transcript is spliced from 6 exons. Lineage: Eukaryota; Metazoa; Chordata; Mammalia; Artiodactyla; Physeteridae. Gene Ontology annotation, molecular function: protein binding.
CAGAUCCGUCUGGACGUGGCCGGCGGCGGUGAGGGUUAUCACCACCUGCAGAAGGGGCACCGGGCUCAGAGACGUUAAUGACUUGCUCAGGUUGCACAGCUAGUAGUUGGUGGUAAAGGGAUUUGAAGCCUGUUCCUGGCUCGAGCUGCUUCGGGAACCUCCAGGCUCCAGCUCUGAGAAAUCCCUUCCUCCCUGUGUGUUCCAGAGCCUCCGCCCAGCCACUGGGGCCCACCCUGGGCCAGCAUCACUGAGCAGGAUCCCUCAGUGAGCCCCCCUCUCAGCUCACUUCCUCCUUCCUCCCUCCCUCCCUUGUCCCAAAUAUUCGCAGGUUGCAACUUUCCAAACUAUUUCAAACCUGCUUUGAGAAGUCGGUUUCUCUUCUGGGGCCCCAGAUGUGUUCCAGCUCACAAGUAACACUAAGACCAGUUUUGUAAGAUUCUCAUCAAGGAGACAAGGGAAGGAGAUGGAGAUUCCUGGGGCCUGGGGAGUGCCUAGGACAGUUUUCCAAAGUCCAUCAUGCACGCAACUUCCACCGAGUUUGCCUCCCACCUCUCCCACUAUCGUUUAUGCAGCCCAUGUGGAGCCCAGGUGGCACCAGAGAGACAGCAGACUGCAACUUUAUUUUUGCCUACCUCUGCCCCUUUAUAAUCGAGCCAAUGAGGGCGCUCCCCGCUCCAGUAGGUAAUCCACUCCCAGGUAAUCUGCUCUUCAAUCUUUGUUCAGAGGUGAGACUUCUUCCUGUCCCCCAGCGCAGGUGUAAGGCUGGCUGGACCACCUGGCCCCUUCUCAGCUCACCUCUUUCCAGACUGAAGGAACGAGGGGAAGGAGAAGUAAAGGGACAGACAGCAGGGGGAUUCUUGUUUCUUGGCAGGAACAGGGCUAAGCUCCUCGGCCCAUCUGGGCCUGGCAGACACGGAUGAUGUCUCUUUUGUUGGAGGCCUUCUGCGGGCUCCUUGGUGGUUCCCAGGUUGAGCCCUCUGACGGUAACAGCCGUGAAGCGGGCCACCACACUCUUUUGCAGGCAAGUCCAGGCCUCCCCUUCAGCUUCUGGUUUUCGGGCAUCUACCCUGCAUGGUUAUCACUGCUGGACCCCUCACUUUCUGUCCUUGUGCCUCCAGCUCAGGCCGGCUGGGGCUGCGGCAUGUCUGGCACCUUCUGUCUACCAGAGAAGGCGAGAAGGCAGUCAGCCCCCUUUCUGUGCAGCAGAGAGCUCUCUCUUCCCCCUUUCUUGCAGCAAGCAGCCACUUUCCCACCCACCAGCUUCGAGAGUCAGACCUCAGAUUCAUUUCCAUGCCCCCUCCCCUUCCCCACCACACGGGUUGCAUUUUAUUCAGUGAAAUCCAAGAGUGCCCAGAGUCAUGGAAUGAGCUCUCAAGCUAUUCCUUUGUCAUCUCUUCACUUUGGCCUGACCUCUCGAUUGAGCAUGCAGCCUCUCGUGUGUCCAGGUACUCAGGAUUACAGAAACCGACAGCAUCAGUGUCCCUCACAUACCACAUAAUAAUGCAAAUCUUCCAGCCGCAACGCAGACCUACCGAAUCACAAACUCUGGGGGUGGGACCCAGCAGUCUCGGUUUGGACAAGCCCUCCAGGUGGAUCUGAUGCAUGCUCGAGUGUGGAAACCAACCCCUUAUUUUUCGGGGGGGGAACUGAGGCCCAGAGAGGGAAAGGGGCUUGCCUAAAGUCACAAAGCCAGUUACCACUUCAGAGCUCAUCCUAGAGGCAAAAAGUCGUACCUGGAAUGUUCUCUCUCCUGGUUUCAUUCCAGGGCGAGAGGCUGUUGGUCACAAAGUGACUGAGCCAGUUUGUUGAGAGAUCUUGAACAAGUGGCUUAUUUCUGCUCUGGACCUUGGCUUCUGCAUCUUCCCGGUGAGGGGCUGGGGGUAGAUAAUCUCUGGGCACAUAACACUCUGGUCUCUGGUGUGAUCAUGCCCCAGCCUUAAGGACACGGUGUGAAAUUAAGACAUAUUGAGGCUUGCAAAUUGUCCCAAAAAAUUACAUCCCACACGUCUUUUCCAGGAAGCUGUUACACCAAAUGUGCCACCAAAAUGAGAGAGUGAAAAAAUAAAAUAAAAUAAGAGAAAGACAUGGGAUUCGUAAAGCAGGAGAUACAACGCAGGAGAGAGGCAAAGACAAUCGCCAUGAUGGUUAUAAAGGAAAAUCCUGGGAUGACAGCUUAGCGUGUACAAAGGUGACCACCAUGAUCCCCUGGGUGCUCUUGGCCUGUGCCCUUCCUUGUGCGGCCGACCCGCUGCUUGGGGCCUUCGCCCGCAGAGACUUCCAGAAGGGCUCCCCUCAACUCAUCUGCAGCCUGCCUGGCCCCCAGGGCCCACCUGGCCCCCCAGGAUCCCCAGGGACCUCAGGAAUGGUCGGAAGAAUGGGCUUUCCAGGCAAAGAUGGCCAGGAUGGCCAGGACGGGGACCGGGGGGACAGCGGAGAGGAAGGUUCACCUGGCCGGACAGGUAACCGGGGAAAGCCAGGACCAAAGGGCAAAGCAGGGGCCAUUGGGCGGGCCGGCCCUCGCGGCCCCAAGGGGGUCAGUGGUGCCCCAGGAAAGCAUGGCACACCGGGCAAGAAGGGGCCCAAGGGCAAGAAGGGGGAGCCCGGCCUCCCGGGCCCCUGCAGCUGCGGCAGUGGCCACGCCAAGUCAGCCUUCUCCGUGGCAGUGACCAAGAGCUACCCGAGGGAACGGCUGCCCAUCAAGUUCGACAAGAUCCUGAUGAACGAGGGCGGCCACUACAACACGUCCAGCGGCAAGUUCGUCUGCGGCGUGCCAGGGAUCUACUACUUCACCUACGAUAUCACGCUGGCCAACAAGCACCUGGCCAUCGGCCUGGUGCACAACGGCCAGUACCGCAUCCGGACCUUCGACGCCAACACGGGCAACCACGAUGUGGCCUCGGGCUCCACCAUCCUGGCUCUCAAGCAGGGUGACGAGGUCUGGCUGCAGAUCUUCUACUCAGAGCAGAAUGGGCUCUUCUAUGACCCAUACUGGACCGACAGCCUCUUCACGGGCUUCCUCAUCUACGCCGACCAGGACAACCCCAAUGAGGUGUAGACAAGGCCAGUGCUGGGUCACCGAGGAGGGCACCAGCUCCUGAACUUGGGCUUCCAGAGCAAGACCCCUAAACUAUCUGUUGGGGACUGGAAGUCGGGAGCUUCUAACCUCUGGCCGACCUCCUCUGCCCCUCUGUUCCUCCAUCAUUAAAUCCAAGCUUUUUUAU